AUGAGGCGAGGAUUCGUACAAUCCAAAACGGAUCCUUGUUUGUACAUCCGAAACAAUAACGGUGUUAAAAUGUACCUAUUAGUCUACGUUGAUGAUUACCUCCUGGGAUCGUCGAUUGAGGAGGAGAUUCAUCGGAUUUGCGAGAGCCUUAGUGAAGAGUUCGAGAUUACCUGUCUUGGUGGAGUUCGUCAUUUCUUAGGUAUGGAAUUUCAGCAAGAAUAUGGUGUCUAUCAGAUCAGCCUUUCGAACUACAUCGACAAUCUUAUCGAGAAGUAUGGAGUGCGAGACGCAAAGACAGCAAGAUCACCGAUGGAUAUUGGUUAUCCGAAGCAAAAAGAACAAGGCAAACUGUUCGAAGAUGCUACUAAGUACCGCAGCCUAAUUGGAGGACAGUUAUACAUCUCCGUGAAUGCACGGCCGGACAUUGCUGCAUGUACGGCUAUCUUGGGAAGAAAAGUGAGUGCUCCCAGUGAAUCAGAUUGGACUGCUGCGAAAAGGGUCUUGAGAUACCUUAAAGGAACGAAGCAUUAUGAAUUACAGCUGGGCGGAAACCAGGAUCAACAACUAGCCGGUUAUUCAGAUGCCGAUUGGGCUGGCGACAUCGAUACCAGCGUCUGGAUUCGUACUUUCGUUCGGUGGAGGAGUUAUUUCGUGGACAAGUCGUCGACAAGCCAGUGUCACCCUAUCGAGUAUGGAAGCUGA
Molecule: messenger RNA, 702 nt
Organism: Toxorhynchites rutilus septentrionalis
Lineage: Eukaryota; Metazoa; Arthropoda; Insecta; Diptera; Culicidae
Exons: 1
Coding region: 1-702 (233 amino acids)
Source: RefSeq, a predicted model, not a curated record